Molecule: messenger RNA, 3832 nt
Organism: Lepisosteus oculatus (spotted gar)
Lineage: Eukaryota; Metazoa; Chordata; Actinopteri; Semionotiformes; Lepisosteidae
Gene: inhbb
Product: inhibin subunit beta B
Cellular component (GO): extracellular region
Molecular function (GO): cytokine activity; growth factor activity
Source: RefSeq, a predicted model, not a curated record
UUUACCUUAGCCUAGGGACAUAAUCCUUUUAAACAGCAGAGUCCAGUUGGUGGAACGCCCCACGUGGUUAGUCUCCUGUAUAAAAAGUUUCAGUGUAAAGUGCCACAAUGUCGUGAUUGCAAGGGGGGGAAAACACGAACUGAAGAUUGUAUCUUCUUGCCAACGCGCUGAGAUACACAUCAGGACCCAUUUGCAGAUCGGAAAUUAAAAAUCACUUCUUUUUUUUUUUCAAACAAAGGCGGCAAAGAUCAGAGGUAGAAGUGGAUGGAGAUGGAAAAACUGGAUUCGGCAGACAGCAGCGAAAAGGGAGAUAUGAUUUAAAUGAAUUGGUCAUUUCUUUCCUCUUCUACAGUGGAAUUUCCUAUGUGUAACUGUAGUUGUGGUUUUUUUUUUGCGUCUUCUGCGCAGUGAGUGCUUUGUCACGCUGCUUGAGAAAUCUUUGUUUUUCCUUUUAAAAUGUGUAGCUUCUAGUCAUUUAUUUUUUCCUGUUGCUCAAACCAUGGCAUGACACGUCAGGCAUUCUCUGCUAUAAAGGGUGCUGAUUUGAAGACCUUCGGUCAAAAUAUACACACAUAUAUGUAUAGUGUACAUGUGUAUCGGUGGAAGUUUCACUUUGGGGCUGGUACGUUAAAUUGUUCAUUCAGUCAGGCAAAAACGGAGAACAGAGGACAAACACGUUGUAUUAGUUUCCACCUGAAUUUCGCAUUCAAAAUGACCAAAGAGUUGCAACCUUAGGGAGUUUACUAAGUGAAUGUUCGGAACUAUUAGCACAUUGGGCACGUUCGUCAGCGCUCUGUGGACUAAGUGGAUCUGAUUACUAUGUUCAACAACUGAAUAACUUCAUCAUAGCUAUUCUGAAAAAGUUAUUUCGGAUAUGUUUUAGCGUAGUGUAUCAGAACCUAACCUGAGAAGACGAACGUGUUGCUGCGUUUUGUGUUCACGUAUUAGAUUCUAGUGUCCUCGGGAAUACCUUUUUUGUUUAAAAAAAAUGAGAAGAUACAUCAUCAAAGUGGCCUGUUUCGUGGCUUGCGUUUUUACAAUCACAUGCACACCGACCCCGGGGACUGAGACUCAGACUGCGUCCCAGGAUACGUGCGCGUCUUGCGGUCUCGGGCAGCCGGAGGACGCGGGGCGGAUGGACAUAGAUUUCGUGGAAGCUGUUAAGAGGCAUAUACUGAACAGGUUACAGAUGAGGGAGAGACCCAACAUCACCCACCCCAUCCCGAAGGCGGCGAUGGUCACAGCCUUACGGAAGCUUCACGCAGGAAAAGUGCGAGAAGACGGAAGAGUGGAAAUACCGAACUUGGACGGCCACGCCACCUCCAGCAACGAGGUGCAGGAGCAAACUUCGGAGAUCAUCAGUUUCGCCGAAUCAGACGAGCUCUCAUCGUCGAAGUCCAGCCUCUACUUCCUGAUCUCAAACGAGGGCAAUCAGAACCUGUUCGUGACGCAAGCCAGCCUGUGGCUGUACUUCAGGGUGCUGCCGGCCGGCGCGGAGAAGGGCACGCGCCGGAAAGUGACGGUCAAGGUGUACGCGCCGGAGCCGGGCGCGGGCGCGGGCGGCCACUGGGACGUGGUGGAGAAGAGAGUGGACCUCAAGAGGAGCGGCUGGCACACCUUCCCCCUGACGGGGGCCGUGCAGGCGGCCUUCGAGAAGGGGGGCAGGAGGCAGGACCUGGACGUCCGCUGCGAGGGGUGCGAGGACGCGGCGGUGGCGCCCGUCCUGGUCCACCCCGACGACGAGUCGCACCGGCCCUUCCUGGUGGUCCAGGCGCGGGUGGCGGACAACAAGCACCGCAUCCGCAAGCGGGGCCUGGAGUGCGACGGCACCACCAACCUCUGCUGCCGCCAGCAGUUCUACAUCGACUUCCGGCUCAUCGGCUGGAACGACUGGAUCAUUGCCCCCUCGGGCUACUUCGGGAACUACUGCGAGGGCAACUGUCCGGCGUACAUGGCCGGGGUGCCCGGCUCCGCCUCCUCCUUCCACACCGCCGUGGUGAACCAGUACAGGAUGCGGGGCAUGAGCCCGGGGUCCAUGAACUCCUGCUGCAUCCCCACCAAGCUCAGCACCAUGUCCAUGCUGUACUUCGACGACGAAUACAACAUCGUGAAAAGGGAUGUUCCCAACAUGAUCGUGGAGGAGUGUGGCUGUGCUUGAAUUCGAUGGGACUUUUCACUCCACAGAAUCAACGCACAGCAGGAAAUAAAAAUAAAAAUAAUAAUAAUAAUAAUAAUAAUAAUAAUACAGAUAUUAAUGGUCACAAUUCAAGUAAUAUUUAUGAGCAUUUUGAUACUUUUGUAAUAUGUAUAUAAGGAUAUGUAUCAAUAUGUAUUUGUGUGUGUGUUUAGAUAGAUACACACCUAUGCACACGUACAUAUAUUUAUGUUUGUUGCAUCCUCCUGGUAGAAGGUUUUGUUGAACACGCCAGUCUCAGAACAAGUCCGUUCUGUAAUGCACCCUGAGGACGUGACGUCGAAGGGAUGAAAGAAGAAUAUCGAUCAUCAGAUUUUAUUUUUAUAGUCUACCUUUUUUAACAAUCCACAGAGAAUUCUUCUGUGUUCUGAUCACAACAGGGAAGACCGCAAGAAAGCCAAUGCAAGGGAUCUGUGGAACCAACUCCAGAUGCAGACCUGGCCUCUUUCUUGUGCUGGAGAGGGACAUUUAAAGCACUGACAACUUCUAGAUUUAUGCAACUUCAAUCAUACAGCACUUCCAAGAAGGAAUGCAGCUACAGGGUGGGACACAUGCUCCACUUAAGGGUCUACACAAUAUAAGAUAUUGUUUCCUUUUUCUAUAGCGUGAAUUCCACGUGGCCCGUUGUGAUGGAAUUGCACAUGGCUUGACAUUCAAACACUUAAAAUGUAUUUGGCAAAAGGCCUCAGUGCCAAGGGACUACUGUUCCAGGACAGUAAAGUACUUAAGCUAUUUAAAAAGCAUGCGUUCCUCCCUCAUGGACACAAAACCCCCACUGUGUGGAUGCAUGGAUAGUUGAUGCUGGGGUUUGAGCUGGACCUUAAAAUGCAUUGUUGCAAUUUCCCCUUGAGGUGGGAAAGUUUAGCACCCUAAAAUAUCAAAUAUACUUAAACUGCUGAAGCAGAGAACCUUUAUCUCUUCUGAAUCAGUGGAGAGAGUUGCCAUAUUGCUGAGUUGGUAAUGGUGUGGCAUAGCACUUGCAAACUCAAACUGAAUGCACACUUGAUAGCACUUGCAGAUUUAAAUGCCUUUAAAAGGGUACGGGAUGGAGCACAUACCCUUUCUCACAAUCCUACUCAAUAAGUGCCGCAUGAGCUAUGCAAUGUAAAGAAUUGACCCAUACCAGGCAAACUGAACUUUUGUAUGAGUUUUUAACUUUUUCAAUACUUGAAAUGUAAUCAUUCGCUUCUUCUUCAAAGUGAGUGACUUUUACAAUGUUUGCACUGAAAAGUUGCGUGAUUAGUUUAAAACUGCCAUUGAAAAAUGUUAUUUUUAUAGAAGCAAAUUGAAUUCUGUUAAAAAAUGUAUUAUACCUAAUACUGGAACCAAAGAGGCCAAGAAGUUAGCUAUUAUUAGAUGGCAAGGUUGUUUUGUAAAAUACUUUGUGAUCAUUUGUGAGGCCUAAACACUGUAUCAGGGUACAAUAUUAUGGAUUCCAUUUCUUUUCAGAUCAACAUUUUUUCUAUUUUUGUUCAGCAGACAAAUGGAAUAUCUCAGAAAGUGUCAUCCAAAUUAAAUCUUUCUUUUUUAUUUAAUAAAACCAAUUACACUUCUAGCUCCAGCUGCAGAAUCAUUUAGAAUCAAAAUAAAUGUCAUCGCUGUACAGUUCAUGUAAAUUAAAAAAGAUGCUUUUAAAAU